AUGAACUCCAUACCGUUGCAGUAUGAAAGUUUGAAAGCAGUUCUACUUUACAUGGAUGCUAACAUUCGAUUCAAAAUAUCUCAACGACUACCCACAAUACGCAUUACGGAAAAAGUUGUGCCACUCAGAGUUCGAAGUUUGAAAUUUGACGAGUAUAGGACCACUGUCAAUGACACCAUAUAUCAAUUGGGCAUCUAUCGGGAGUUCAAUUCGGGUGAAACAAUUACACAACAGAUUCAGAUCUCCAAUAAAGAGGGUGGAGUUCGACAUGACCUGGAUAGGCAUGGAUUUCAAAUUUCACCUGGCAACACUGUGCUUACUCCAGGAGACGUUUCAUUUGGAGGUUAUAAUAAGCGUGAAAUUCGACACGAUACAAUUCGAGAUGAGCGAUUAUAUCGGGAGAAGUUGAAAGGUUAUGAGAAGGCCUUGUUUUUAAAGACCAAUUCCGAAACUACUGAGAGUGACCCAAUUGGCACUAUUGAAGAAUAUCGUCUUGGCCAAUAUGUGAGAGAAGGACUACGUAUGCCGCUUGGUACAUUGAAUUAUUAUAUUGAUUAUCUCUACACUGCGCUUUUCCCGUUCGAAUGCCGUCGUUUCAAUCUAAAACCACCGUAUGUCUGCUAUAUUCAACUGACAGUCCAAACAGGAAACAAGAAACAAAUCGAGCAGUUUCCUUAUAAAAUGAAACUUUAUGAGGCAAUCAAGCUCUUGAACAAUUUUUUGUUCGGAGAAAGACGUUCAUUAAUCCUAGCUGAAAGGAGGUACGGAGUCGAGCAACUGUGGAAUAUUGUUCUGAGUUGGUUCGAAAAACCUGUUGGGUCCUGUUUUUCACAGGAAAUCACGAAGGAAGAGACAGUGAAAGAUUUAUUCAAUUUAAUCAAAACCCGUGUAGAAAAAACAAAGAGAACGAAAAGAUGCAUCUCAACAAUAACUAAAGAUUCCACGAGACUGGAGGUGUUUUACGUACCAAUCAAAAACUUUGAAGGUCAAAAAUUUGUGUACGCUAAAUGGGUUCUCAAGAUCCGAAUCGUUCGAUUGUGA
This is a messenger RNA of Caenorhabditis remanei, 1041 nucleotides long. RefSeq lists its product as uncharacterized. The record is from RefSeq and is a predicted model, not a curated record. The coding region runs from base 1 to 1041 and encodes 346 amino acids. The transcript has 4 exons. Lineage: Eukaryota; Metazoa; Nematoda; Chromadorea; Rhabditida; Rhabditidae.